Messenger RNA from Anastrepha ludens (Mexican fruit fly), 3944 nucleotides. RefSeq names its product myocyte-specific enhancer factor 2 (gene Mef2). The transcript has 14 exons. The record is from RefSeq and is a predicted model, not a curated record. The coding region runs from base 2312 to 3940 and encodes 542 amino acids. NCBI's taxonomy places the organism in Eukaryota, Metazoa, Arthropoda, Insecta, Diptera, Tephritidae. Gene Ontology annotation, biological process: positive regulation of transcription by RNA polymerase II; cell differentiation. Gene Ontology annotation, molecular function: DNA-binding transcription factor activity, RNA polymerase II-specific; histone deacetylase binding; protein dimerization activity.
GAGCGCGUUUGCGGUUGUAAUCACAGUGGCCUGGCCAUCGUCGUCGUCAUCAAUUCGGCUAUCGUAUUCAUGGUGCAACUAGGAAUCUUUGAUAAUACAUAUUGCGCAUACGUUUUUCAUUACUCUUUUCAAGUGUAUAGUGUUAUUAUAUUUUAUUAUUUUGUUAAAUGUGUCGUGAGUGAGUGCUCCCUCUUCCCCCAUCGAGUUGUUGUUUUUGAGAAAUCGAAAGAGAAACGACAACGACAUUGAUUUUCUUUGAGACGUAUUGUUUUGCCAGUGCGCACUGAAAUUCUGGAAGGGAUAGAAAUAAAGCUAUAAAACGGUAAAUUAUAUGUUGUAGAGGUGAAAAUACGUAAAAAUAUAAUGAGAUUUGCAAAGGACGAGAAUCGUAAAUGAAAAGGCAGUGGGUGAUAUUUAAACGCGUUGAGAUAUGCGAGCGGAAGGAGAAGUGGAUGGGGAAAAGUAGGUGGUGAAGCCAGCCGUAUACGUCGUGAGCAGUAGUGGCGAUAGCAGAAUCAAAAGCAACGUGCUCUUGCCCUGGCAAAUACUAGCAAUUAGUGUGGUGUGUAUAUUAAUGCCUCUCGCUUCUUUUCACCAAGUAGUGUGGUGAGUUUUUGGUCACGCAAAGCAACAAAAAAAAAAACAUUAAUAACAUACUAACAGCUCAACAACAAAACGAGAACUAUCAACAUUAUUGUGUUGAUACCUUAAAACUGCAGGGGCAGUGGAGCUGGUAAAAUUAUAGAAGAGCGCGAAUAUCUUAUCGUGUCCGCCUGCUGCUCUUUGCCCUGCGCUGAGCUGUUAAUACCGGCCGUCGUUGCGUAUCUUUGCUUUACGUUUCGUCGCGUAUGAGUGUGUACUCACACGAAUUUUAACAAAUGGCAAGACAUUUUUAAAACAACAACUGUUGAAUUCCUCUGAUUGGAAAAUAAAUAAUAAAUAAAUCAAAUCAAAGAGUUUGUACCUUUGGCUAUGAAUUAACAUUUGAAAAUCUAGAAAAGUUCAUCAUGCUCGACAAUUGAAGAGGUGGAAAUUGUUACAGUUUUUAUUUGUGGUAAAAUCGUAAAUUAAGAAAUUUUGAUGUGUAUUUUUGAAAGUUACAACAUACGGGUUUAGCCUGUAAUCAUAAUAAAAAAACCGUGUCAUCUAUUGAAGUCGAACCAAUCCUUUCGGAGAAAAGUUGAAAAACUUAAAAAUCGUUUUUACUUGACAAACUGCGGUAGUUUUCGCAGGAAUUAAUGAAGUAACAACUAAAGGUGUCGAUUAUUUGGUGAAGGUAAUGCGGCAAAUUAAUUAAGGUUGUUUCUUGCAACACAGGAACCUCAUGUGGAAGUCGCGUCGUCGGCGUCGGGUCCAUUGAUUGCCAUAUACAGAGUUGUUGUUAUUAUCAACGUUUUAGUCAUUCACUAGUUCAUCGCUCUUUGAGCGAACGCUUCGAAAAAGAUAAAUAAAUUGUUGCCAUAAAUUGAAAUUGUGAUCGCGGCGCGCUAAGCUAAUUCUUGUCCUGAGAAAAGUGGAUACAUUGAAAAUAAACCGCAAUACCCGAUAACCACAUAGCACUAGCGGCUGUUCCCAGUUUUUGUUGGAUGCAAUUAAUUUUUAGAAAUACUCUACGUACAACAGUUUAGCCGAGGAAGGAAGCAUACGUUUCUGGAUUUCGAUUCCUGAAAAAGUUUAAUAGCCUCAAGUCAACUACUCUCGAAGCUGUUUUAACCAUAAAAACACCAGCAAAGCCAUACCCGUACAAAUACAGAUAGCAAAUAAGGAACGCCUAAGCUUUGGGAGGUGGAAGAAAGCAGCGCGAUAGGAGAGGUCGCGGAAUUUUCUCUAACUCAUUCUGCAAAAAAGCGGAUAUUUUAUACAACUGCGCUACCUGUUUGAAUAUAAAUUGUGCAAUUGUUGAAUCCACACUCAAUUACAACUGAAACCUACAAUUUGAAAUAAAAUAACAACAAAAACUGCAUAACCGUCCAUCAGCAAAAGCUGAAUCUGCCUUUGAGUGGCAUUGCUUGGUUUUCCCUUGAAAGUAAUGAAGCUUUUAAUAACGUUUUAUAAAUAAACUGAAAACAAAACAAAAAUCAAAAACCAUAAAAAUAGUGCGUGGCAAUCCAUAUACCAGUCCCUAGUAUAGUGCCAAUAGCAGCACUCUAAAAAGGCGAGAUCAAAUAAAAUCACGAAGAAAAAGAGGAAGAGAUAUUUUUAUAAAAAAAAUUUAAAAGUAAGCCGUGCAGACUUGAUUGUUGCACUUGGAUAUUUUUGUACGAAGUGAACGGGAUUUAUUCACCAGGCAUAAAGGUGGUAGUAGUACAAAAUGGGUAGGAAAAAAAUACAAAUAUCACGCAUCACAGAUGAGCGCAACCGACAGGUUACUUUUAACAAACGCAAAUUUGGCGUUAUGAAGAAAGCCUACGAGCUGUCGGUUCUGUGUGAUUGUGAAAUCGCCCUUAUCAUUUUCUCAUCAAGUAACAAAUUAUAUCAAUAUGCUAGCACUGAUAUGGACAAAGUCCUGCUCAAAUACACCGAAUACAAUGAGCCACACGAGUCACUUACGAAUAAGAAUAUAAUUGAGAAGGAGAAUAAAAAUGGCGUCAUGUCACCGGAUUCACCCGAACAGGAGGCCGAUUUCACACUCACGCCCCGCACCGAAGCCAAAUACAAUAAAAUCGACGAAGAUUUCCAACUAAUGAUUCAACGGACUCAAAUGGCCGGUGCAAGCGCAUCCGGACGUAAUCUCGGCAAUACGAACUACACGCUGCCGGUGUCGGUACCAGUGCCGGGCGCCUACGGUGAUGCCAUGCUGCAAGCGAGUCCGCAAAUGUCUCACACAAAUAUCAGCCCACGGCCGUCGAGCUCAGAGACCGACUCAGGUGGGAUGUCGUUAAUAAUUUAUCCAUCGGGUUCCAUGUUGGAGAUGUCAAACGGUUAUCCACAUUCACAUUCGCCGCUUGGUGGAUCGCCCAGUCCAGGACCGAGUCCAGGUUUAGCACAUCAUUUGUCCCACAAGCAACAGUCGCCGGGCGGCCAAAAUGGACGUGCUUCCAACCUACGACUCGUCUUACCAACACCACUUGCUCAAAAUAUGUCAGCUACAGAUGAGAUUACCUAUGGAGAUCAGCGACACAAUCAGGCAUCACUCAAUACGCCCGUGGUGACGUUGCAGACGCCAAUACCCACCAUGACCAGCUAUACGUUUGGACCGCAAGACUUUUCGAUGAGUUCCUCCGAUGUCAUGAGUUUACAGCCAUGGACCACACAUCAGGGACUCGUGCAGCACUCGGGUCUCCCCCACCUGGCCGUACCGAAUAGCACACCACCGCCUGCCACCUCGCCCGUCUCGAUCAAAGUCAAAUCCGAGCCACAAUCACCGCCACGAGAUCUCUCUGGUUGCCAUCAUCAGCAGAACAGUAAUGGCUCGGCGGGAAGCAGCGGUAGUGGAGGCGGUGGCGGUGGUGGAGGCGGCGGAGGAUCAUCAAACAACGUUUCCACCUCCAAUGCGCUCUCUCUUGCCAAUAUGAAUGCGGCGGCGGUGAUAGCGGGCAGCACUGGUGCCAACGGUGGCGGCAACUCAGCGUCCGAGCAAGCUGCUAAUUUGAGUGUUCUAAGUCAUCCGCAACAGCACCUGGUGAUGCCCGGUUCAAGACCUUCCUCCACAGGCCAUCUAACGCCGACGCAAGGAGUGCUAGAUAAAUAUGAAGGAUAUCAAUACCGCUCGCAACUGGGGUCGAAUUCUAGACUAUGGAAUUUCGCCGACUUUAUAAUUUUCAAUACAGGUUCGGUCACCCCCACCAAUGUGCCAUCGCCCGAUCUACGGCUAACAGCCAAUCAACAGGCGCAACAUCAGCAGCAACAGCAACAAGCGCAACAACAACAGCUGAACGACUAUGAUGGGCCGAAUCAGGCGCACAAGCGUCCACGCAUCUCCGGCGGCUGGCCAACAUAGCCUG